Molecule: messenger RNA, 2637 nt
Organism: Candidozyma auris
Lineage: Eukaryota; Fungi; Ascomycota; Pichiomycetes; Serinales; Metschnikowiaceae
Gene: CTF18
Product: Ctf18p
Exons: 1
Coding region: 1-2637 (878 amino acids)
Cellular component (GO): nucleus
Molecular function (GO): ATP binding; DNA binding; ATP hydrolysis activity
Source: RefSeq, a predicted model, not a curated record
AUGGAGUUCGACAUCCAGGGGUCUCUUUUGUUUGGCGAUACACAACCAGCUCAUGACAUUCAUUCAUCUCAGGGACCUGUCCAAAUUGAAGACUCUCUCUUGUUCAGCCAGAAUGUGACCAGUCAGGCUCCUCCAGCUGGUGAUUUUACAUCCAAAAAGGCGAAGUUGCUCAAUGGAAAUACAAUAUUUCUCAAGAAGAGGAUCCCGAAAUCUGUGGAAGUUGACUUUUCAGAUACCUUUCUAGAUAUGGACAAAUUACAUGAGAAGGUUGAAAGAAGAAGAAAGUUGCGUGAAGCACUCAAUGAGAUCAAGAGGGUAAAGGCAGAAGAAUUACGGAAAGCGAAAGAAGCAUUGGAGAAAAAGGCUAAGGAAGCAAAAGAAUCACUGGAGAAAGAAUCACUGGAGAAAGAAUCACUGGAGAAAGGAUCACUGGAAAUAGAAUCCGUGGAGAAAGAACCACUGGAGAAAGAAUCACUGAAAAAAGAUUUAGCGAGGAAAGAAUUACUGGAGAAAGAUUCCUUGAAGCUACAAUUGCUGGAGAAAGAUUCCCUGGGGGCGAACGAUUCCCUGGAGGAGAAAGAUCCACGGGAAGCAACAGAACCGCUAGAAGCAAAACAAUUAUCGGAGGUAAAAGAAUCACUGGAGACAAAAGAAUCACUGGAGUCAAAAAAAUCACUGGAGUCAAAAGAAUCAUUGAAGUCUGGCAGUGAGCCUUCAAACAAAGAAUCACAAAAAACUGAGUAUGUACCUUCACCUACAUGGACGGAGAAGUACCGCCCAAAGAGCUAUUUUGACUUGUGCCCAGCUGGCAACGAGCGCCAUUACAGACACAUCAUGCAUUGGCUUCGAGACAAAAAUAGAGAGAAGAAGGUGCUCUUGGUCCACGGUCCUUCAGGUGUGGGCAAGACUUCUGCAGUACACUUGCUUGCUAAACAUGCCAAGUAUGAUGUGUAUGAGGUAAACGCUGCUAAUGCGAUGGAUGAAACUCGAGGUGAAUUGUUUAAAACUCCAAAGUCAGGUCACUUUAGCCGCCCGCUUGCAGCCCUUCGACUUCGUAUGAAAACUGCCCUCACGCGAAAUAGUGUAACUUCAAAUGGCAUGCCUACGUGUCUUGUGAUUGAUGAAGUGGAUUGUGCCGAUAAUGCCAAAGAUAUUGUGACGGUGAUCCGUGAACUUGUAACCUCAGAGAAGAAUCCUGUCCGGCGACCUGUGAUUUGCAUUGCAAAUGAAGCGUUCGGAGGAGAGGCCAUGGAAAAGCUACGUCCGCUCUGUGAGCUUGUAGCGUUCCGUCGCCCUGUGGCUACCGCUAAAUCCGGUCCUGGAAGACGUCAACGAGUGAAUGUCAGUGCACAAAAAGCAGUGAAGGAGUAUCUUCUAGAAAUCUCCACUAAGGAGAACCUCGGCAUGGAUAUCAAGGAAAUCGCCAAUAUCUUCGAGCUGUGUGAGGGAGACAUGCGUGCUUGUAUCAACCAAAUGCAAUUUUCCGGUAGAAAGCUUGACGAGGCCUUGUCUUUAGUGAGUAGCGCUAGCUCGCUGGGACUCAAAGACAUGAGUAUUUCAUGGUUCGCUCUUGUUGAUAGGCUCUUCGCCAGGAAUCUGUCACUUUCAAAGGAAGAAGACUUUUUUCAUGUGUUUGAUAUGCUUUUGUCCGGAGAGGGCAAGUCUGCCAUGUCAGGUUCCCUGGAUAAGAUUACUCGUGCAUGUUUUAAUCGCUACUUGGAAGUCACCCAUCUUCAAGACGAUUCUGUAAUGCGUCCAGCGCAGAUUUCUGACUGGCUCUAUUACUAUGACAUAUUCAACUCUUGGCCAGGGGCUGAUCCAGCAGGCUAUUCCGCCUUGACUCCACUCAAGUUCUGGUCGCUUUUCAGUGAGCUAGAUCCGCCUAGAAACUACGAAGAGGUCAUUGUGCCAAACGCCAGAAGCUUGGACUUCGAGUGUUUCGAGCUACAAAAGCAAAAUGUGGCCAUGAUCAAAACGCUUACAAAAAGUUUACCGUUAAGCUUGAAAUUAGCUUUGAGUGGAUGUGCUUCCAGCGUUGAAUUUUACUCGUGUCAUUUCCUUCCUCUGCUUGAUAUCAUGUUAUCUCCUGAAAUCAGAUCUCCGGGACUGAAACUGUCCUUGACACUUCUGGAGCGCAGCCGCAUAGAGAAGUUAGCUCUGUUUGUCAAGCACUUUGAGUUGCGGCUUGAAACACAGAGGGAUAUGGAGACGAACGUGACAACUCUCAUCUUCAAUCCCAACUGGGAUUCAGUGACAAUGUUUGAGACCGAGAAUGCACCAAUCCCAAUGUCUCAGAAAAGCAAAGUGGUGAAUGCAAGGAGGCAAAAGUUGUUUCCACUCUUGCAAGCAGAAAUAGAGCAAGCGAUGGCAGCACGAUACAAGCGUAAAAUUGAAUCUGUUAUCGCUCCCGCAGAGAACAAGAUAAAGCGUUCAACUAGAGUACUCUCCUCAUUGGAAUUUUACAGAAAGCAGAGCAGGAGAACCACAGGUGAGCCGGAUGAGCCAGAUCAACAAGGGCCAGAGGAGAUUGCGGAGUCUCAGGAUGCCAGAGAGACAGCCAGAAUAUGGGUCAAGUACCAUGAAGGUUUUUCCAAUGCUGUGCGGAAAAAUAUUGGAUGGACAGAGCUUUGGACGUGA